ACACGCUAUUGCAACUUUGCAAGUGCAAGUUCACAGCGCAGUGCCGCCAUGGAGAGCAUCAACGUAGCACCAGGAACAACCGCUACGCCUCGCAUGGCGCCGCCGCCGCCGCCGCCGUGCAUCACCAACCUCCAGAGUACCCUUCGCUACAACAACCUGCUCUUGCACCGCAAGACGAAGGGGUGGAAGCCGCGGAACGUGUCCUGCAGGGUCGACCGCCGCGACGUGCUCCUCGGCAUCAGCGGCGCGGCCGCCAUGGUGGCCACGCAGGGCGGCGGCGGCGCGCUCGCGGCGCCCAUCCAGGCCCCGGACCUCGGCGACUGCCACCAGCCCGUGGACGUCCCCGCCACGGCGCCGGCGAUCAACUGCUGCCCGACGUACAGCGCCGGCACCGUCGCCGUCGACUUCGCGCCGCCGCCGGCGUCCUCGCCGCUCCGCGUGCGGCCGGCGGCUCACCUGGCGGACAGGGCGUACCUGGCCAAGUACGAGAGGGCCGUGUCGCUCAUGAAGAAGCUCCCCGCCGACGACCCCCGCAGCUUCGAGCAGCAGUGGCGCGUCCACUGCGCCUACUGCGACGGCGCGUACGACCAGGUCGGCUUCCCCGGCUUGGAGAUCCAGAUACACAGCUGCUGGCUCUUCUUCCCAUGGCACAGGAUGUACCUGUACUUCCAUGAGAGGAUACUGGGCAAGCUGAUCGGCGACGAGACGUUCGCGCUGCCGUUCUGGAACUGGGACGCGCCGGACGGCAUGUCGUUCCCCGCGAUGUACGCCAACAGGUGGUCGCCGCUGUACGACCCGCGGCGCAACCAGGCUCACCUGCCACCGUUCCCGCUCGACCUCGACUACAGUGGAACCGACACGAACAUCCCGAAAGACCAGCUGAUCGAUCAGAACCUCAACAUCAUGUACCGCCAGAUGAUUUCGGGAGCUAGGAAGGCGGAGCUGUUCAUGGGGCAGCCGUACCGCGCCGGCGACCAGCCGGAGCCGGGGGCGGGCACCGUCGAGAGCGUGCCGCACAACCCCGUCCACAGAUGGACCGGCGACCCGAGGCAGCCGAACGGCGAGGACAUGGGCAUCUUCUACUCGGCGGCGCGCGACCCGGUGUUCUUCGCGCACCACGGCAACGUCGACCGCAUGUGGCACAUCCGCCGCGGCCUCCUCUUCCCCGGCGACACCGACUUCACCGACCCCGACUGGCUCGACGCCAGCUUCUUCUUCUACGACGAGGAGGCCCGCCUCGUCCGCGUCCGCGUCCGCGACACCCUCGACCCGUCGGCGCUGCGCUUCACGUACCAGGACGUGGGUCUCCCGUGGCUGAACGCCAAGCCGUCCACGGGAGCAGCCAGCACGCCGGCGCCCGCGGCCGGCGCGUUCCCGGCGACCCUGGACAAGACCGUGCGGGUGGCCGUGACGAGGCCCAGGGCGUCGAGGAGCCGCGAGGAGAAGGAGGAGGAGGAGGAGGUCGAGAUCCCCGACCACUCCACGUACGUCAAGUUCGACGUGUUCGUGAACGCGCCCGAGAGCGGGGACGGCGCGGCGACGUGCGCGGCGACGUGCGCCGGCAGCGUCGCGCUGGCGCCGCACGGGAUCCACCGCGAGGGGCAGCUGUCGCCGAGGAAGACGGAGGCGAGGUUCGGCAUAUGCGACUUGCUGGACGACAUCGGCGCCGACGGCGACAAGACGAUCGUCGUGUCGAUCGUGCCGAGGUGUGGCUGCGAUUCGGUCACCGUCGCCGGCGUCAGCAUCGGCUACGCUAAGUGAAGCACAACGUGAACCGUGGACGUAUAUUUAUCAUCUAUACAUGUGAACCCAGAUGGAGAGACGGAUUUGUGUUUGAUAUGUGUGUGACUAAUGAUUGUAUACAAAAUAAUGCCAGUAAUAUAAUGAGCAUGGAUGAUAUUGGCUUAAAAA
Oryza sativa Japonica Group (Japanese rice) is the source of this 1911-nucleotide messenger RNA. RefSeq names its product polyphenol oxidase I, chloroplastic. Gene Ontology annotation, biological process: pigment biosynthetic process. NCBI's taxonomy places the organism in Eukaryota, Viridiplantae, Streptophyta, Magnoliopsida, Poales, Poaceae. The record is from RefSeq and is a predicted model, not a curated record. Gene Ontology annotation, molecular function: catechol oxidase activity.